Molecule: messenger RNA, 2755 nt
Organism: Eutrema salsugineum
Lineage: Eukaryota; Viridiplantae; Streptophyta; Magnoliopsida; Brassicales; Brassicaceae
Product: putative pentatricopeptide repeat-containing protein At1g13800
Exons: 3
Coding region: 438-2132 (564 amino acids)
Molecular function (GO): protein binding
Source: RefSeq, a predicted model, not a curated record
GCGGAUUUCAUUAUUCUCACACGUGAGAGGACUGAUUCGAAGAGCACCCUCCUCGCGGCGAUUCUACAAUCUCACACUCUGAGCAAGUAGAGAAACAAGGUAAGUUUGAUUGUAAGGAAUCGGACUUAAAUGAAAUUGGGGAUGACCCUUAUCUUGCUUUGUCGUUUCUAAAACGAAUAGAAGGAAAUGGGGCAUCACCUAGUGUCCAAGCUUAUGCUACUGUUAUCAGAAUCGUAUGUAGUUAUGGUUUGGAUCAGAAACUGGAUCGGUUAUUUGUGGAACUCAUUAGGAAAGGAGACGAGGGACGAGGUUUCAGUGUCAGUGAUUUGUUAGAGAUCAUUAGAGGAGAAGCCGAAGAGGAGGAAGGAGAAGGUUCAUCGCAGCAGCUGUUGAGAAGACUCUCUGGUUCCUAGGUUAAAGCCUAUGCUACACUGAAUAUGUUCGACGAAGCUAUCGAUACUUAUUAUUAUUCCAUGCCAUGUACUCGGGAUGUCAAGGCAUUGAAUUUUCUAAUGAAACGUAUGAUUGCUUCUGGCGAAAAUGAUAUGGCAGCUCUCUCUAUCUUCUGUCAGUUUCGGCUGGAUGUGUAUAAAGACACUUACUUACUUUUGGUCAAGGCAUAUCGCAGAGUGGUCCGUGGUUUAUGUAACGAGAUGAAAAUGGACGCAGCUGAAAGACUUGUUCUUGAAAUGGAGAAACACGGCAGGAUUGCUCAUGAUGUCUGUGUUUACUCGGAGAUAAUACAAGGACAUCGCAAGGACAUGAAUUUGCAUCGAGCUUUGCGGUUUUUCUUGGAUGAAGUGGCGCCGAGAAGAAGGAAAAUUAACCGUGUGAUUGCAAGCUCGAUCCUUCAGUGCCUUUGUCUGAUGGGAAUGUUCUCGGAAGCUUAUCAUCUGUUUAUGGAGUUUAGAGAGAAGAAGGUUUCUCUUGAUAGGUUUUGCUACAAUGUCGCGUUUGAUGCUUUGGUAAAGCUUGGCAAAGUAGAAGAUGCGAUCAAGUUGUUCCGAGAGAUGACUGGUGAACAAGGUAUAGCUCCUUUCGUCGUCAACUACACGACUUUGAUAGGUGGUUGCUGUCUACAAGGCAAAAUUCACGAUGCUCAUGAUUUGAUGAUUGAAAUGGAAGAAACAGGUAAAACACCUGAUACUGUUAUCUACAACGUACUUGCGGGUGGAUUAGCUAGAAAUAAGCGUGCACAAGAAGCAUUGGGAACGCUAAAAAUAAUGGAAGGUCGAGGUGUAAAGCCCACUUCCGUUACACACAACAUGGUCAUCGAAGGCCUGAUUGUUGGAGGUAAAACAGACGUUGCAGAGGCUUUCUAUGAGAGUUUGGGACAUGAUAAAUCUCGGGAAAAUGAGGCAAGUAUGGUAAAAGGUUAUUGCGAAGCUGAUCUUGUUGAUCAGGCCUUUGAACGGUUCAAAAGAGUGGACUUUCCUCUUCGCAAGAAUGUGUAUUUCACAUUAUUCACUAGUCUUUGCGCCGACGAUAAAGAAGAUCACAUCGACAAAGCUGAAGAUUUACUUGAUGGAAUGUCCCAACUAAUUGGAGUUGAACCUGGCAAGUGCAUGUUUGGGAAAUUGAUUGGCGCUUGGUGUCGAGUUGGCAAUGUGAGAAAAGCCAGGAAGAAACUCAAAGUUUUAGUAUCUUGUGAAAAGAUAAUCCCUGAUUUGUACACUUACACAGCCAUGAUCAACGCGUAUUGCCGGAAAGACGAGCUCAAGGAAGCUUAUGCUCUUUUUCAAGAGAUGAAGCAGAGAAGAAUCUUUCCUGAUGUGGUAACAUACACAGUUUUGCUCCAUCACAAUCCAGAGUUGGAUGUGAAGAGGGAAAUGAAAGCCCUUGGCAUUAAACGAGACCUUCACUACUACACGGUUUUAAUUGAUCGGCAGUGCAAGACUGGGGAACUUGAAGACGCGGAAAGGAUCUUUUGUGAAAUGAUUGAAAGUGGAGUGGAGCCUGAUGCUGCGCCUUACACAGCACUAAUAGCUCGUUGUUGUAGGGAUGGUUCUAUUCGUAACGCGGACAUAGUUCUUGAAGAGAUGUUGGAAAAGGGGAUUGAGCCAAGUGAAAAUAUCAUCAAUUUAGUAGAGUUUGCUAGAUCAGAGGCCAGGAGGCGUCGACGUCCAAAAUGAUCCAAUAAGAGCUUAUGUGGAGCAAUUCAAAAUCAACCUUUUUCAGGAAUCAUUGUUUGAUGUCUGAAAUGGAAGAAAGAGGAAAGAGAAACUUUCUUGAGAACACUGUGGUUUACAUGUAGUGGAGAUGCGUGGAAAGAAGGAGGAACCGACGCUUUUGGAGAAAAGAAAGUAGUCAUCGCCUUAUGGAGCUACAAUCCGAGCUAUAUUGCAAGCUGCGAUUUGCAUCGCUCUGUAUAUCUAUCUAGUGCCGCAAUACCCAGUGACUCGGUUAACUGAACCGGUGUACCAAGAAUGGGGGUUUUGGUCCUUUUGGAGGAAGUUUGGUUACCAAUACAUGGCGGGAUUUACCGCUCUUUGGAAGUAUUACUUCUUCUGGUCAAUUUCAGAGGCUUCUAUUACCAUCUCUGGUUUGGGUUUCAGUGGUUGGACCGAUCAUGCUUCACCAAAGUCAAGAACGUGGACAUUCUCUGGUUUGGGUUUGUGUUUGAUGUUAUUUUCUUCUUAGUUGUAGGAGUAUUACUUGUUCAUCAUUUACCCCACUAACAAAUCAAAUAGUUCGCAAAAAUAUUUGUUCUCGGUUGACGGCAGCUUUCUCCCUAAAGACAAAAAGAAAAAAGAAA